AUGAAUUACAAUUAUGACCCCCAAAAAAUUCGCGUUUUACCAAAUGAUGGUUUAAAAUUACUUGUAAGUGAUGGUUCAUCAUCAAACUAUGAAAUAAAUGAAGUCCCAAUAAUUGAUGAAAGUGGAGCUAAAGCCCAUUUUAGACUUGUAACGCCUGAUGAUAGCAAGGCAAUAUUAUGGAAAACAAAAGUUGGUAAAGGGUUAGAAAAAUGGUUGAAAAGUUUUGAUGAAUUUAAAGAUAUGAUGAUAGAAUCUACAUUGUUAGAAAUUCCUGAAGGUUACUCAUUAUAUGAACAUAUAAAAGAAUAUAAAAAUAAAGAUACCAGAAGAGAUACUUAUCUUUAUGAAAAAUUAAAUUUUAAUGACUACACUUUUAUUCAAUCAGGUGGUAAAUAUCGAUUCAGAUCACCUAAUGACAUUACUGCUGAGAGUGCAACUGUUAAAAAAAAAGUAAAUAAAAGGAAACAAUCAAUAAUUGAACACAAGAACAUGCCUAAACAAACAGCAAGGCGUUCAAUACCUUUUCCUCUCAAAGCACCUGAUAUAAAUCAUAUAUAUUAUGAAUUUAAGCCAGCUGCAAAAAAAGUACAUCAAAACCCAUUAAUACUAUCACAAACCCAAAUUCAACAUCUACAUCGUCUAAAGCUUCAAGCACACCUGCAAGUCCAUCAAAAUCUACAACUCCAACUAGAUUUCCUUGCCAUCACACAUCUAACUUCAUCAAUUAUAAAACCUACUAAUACUAUCACAACUUCAACUUCAACGCCAUCCAAAGCUUCAAGUACACCUGCAAGUACAUCAAAAUCUACAACUCCAACUACAUUUCCUAUAAUUAAAUUUGUAACGAAGCCUACUAGUACCAUCACAACAUCAACCCCAAUGGCUCUACCACAAAAACAUGCUAGUACCAUCACAACCUCAACUCCAAUGGCCCCACCACAAAAACAUAGUACCAUCACCCCUCUAAAUCCAACGGAUACUUCAUCUAUUAUAAAACUCACUAAUAUUAUCACAAACUCAACUUCAACAUCCACACCAUCCAAAGCUUCAAGUGCACAAGCAAAUACAUCAAAAUCUACAACUCCAACUAGAUUUCCUAUAAUUAAAUUCGUAACGAGACCUGCUAGUACUAUCACAACCUCAACCCCAAUGGCUCCACCACCCAAACCUACUAGUACCACCGCACCUCUAAAUUUGACAGCUACCUCAUCUGUUAUAAAACCCAUUAAUAUUAUCACAAACUCAACUUCAACAUCCACACCAUCCAAUGCUUCAAGUAUACAUGCAAAUACAUCAAAAUCUACAACUCCUAGAUUUCCUAUAAUUAAAUUCGUAACGAGACCUGCUAGUACCAUCACAACCUCAACCCCAAUGGCUCCACCACCCAAACCUACUAGUACCACUGCACCUCUAAAUCCGACAGCCACCUCAUCUAUUAUAAAACCUAUUAAUAUUAUCACAAACUCAACUUCAACAUCCACACCAUCCAAUGCUUCAAUUGUAAGACCUGCCACAACCACAAUCUCAACUGAUAAUAAAAUUUCAAUUAAUUCUGCAAUCCCGUUUACAACUACAAACGUGACACAAACUUAUUCUACAACUUUAAUCCAAUCUAAUUAUAAACCCAUAACUUCAAAUAAAAUUUCAACAAGAAAUUCAAUUGGAACUUCAAUCCCAGUUUCAACUCUAGCACAACCAUCACUUGAAUCACAAUCUUUAUUAAGCUCUUCACUUAAUUAUACUCAAGCUCAAACUCAAUUCACUAAUUCUUCAUUUGAAACUCAAGCUUCUUCAAAUUUGAUUAGUAUGCCAAUGUUUAUUGACUCUAAGAUGCACAGUAAAUUCAUUAGCUCAGCCAUAGAUACCACACCACCUAUUGUCAAUGCAUCAGAAAAUAAAAAGAAUGUAAUAACAACUCAUAGAAAAAAUAGACAACGUCAUUCAGAAAAAAUUCCUUUGAUAGUAAUUUCACCAACAUUAGAUUUCUUGAGUGAUAAUAAUACUGAUAUUUCGGAUCUAGAAAUUGAUUAA
Entrophospora candida is the source of this 2031-nucleotide messenger RNA. The record is from the annotation of a GenBank genome assembly. Lineage: Eukaryota; Fungi; Glomeromycota; Glomeromycetes; Entrophosporales; Entrophosporaceae.